GCAGCCUACCAGGCUCCUCCAUCCAUGGGAUUGUCCAGGCAAGAGUACUGGAGUGGGUUGCCAUUGCCUUCUCCGAAUCUUCGCUGCAGACCCACUUUAUAGAUGAGGAAACUUAAGCUCUGAUCAUGGCAGGAACUGCCAAAGUAGGCAUUUAAAGCCAAGUAAUCUGACUCCAAGGCCAAGGUCCCAGCCAGUGCAGCUAUUUUUUGUAAUGCUUUGGGUGGGUCCUUUCCCGUCUUUGGGCCCGUUUGGCUAUGGGGGGGUUAGAUAAGACCUGUAAGGAUCGUACCAGUCCUCACCAGUGACUGGUUCUAACAUGGUCUUUUCCACUUGGCCACUGUGAGACUAUAACCUUGGGCCCCCUGCGGCAGUCAGGGUCAGGGCUGCUGAACCAGAAUAAGCCCAUUUUCCACAGAUUCCCAGACCUGUGUUCAGUGGGCUUUACAGUUCAUUCAAGGUACUCCCAAAGAGGGCCUUCCUGGGCCCUGAUGAUGAACUUUUGAAUAUGAGAGUAACACCAGCAUACGCAGGCAGGCCAGACAUGCUGCCCGUCCUGGCUUGUGGAGCAAACUGGUUCCCACCCCACCCUGCCCCUUGUCAGCUCAUCAGGGAACACUAUUUAAGGACUUCUUAUGCUAAGUUAUUUAUGCACAUUAGCUCUCUUAAACCUCACUACAUCUCAGAGAUAGCCACCAUAUUCCCCCAUGUUAAAGAUGAGGAAACUGAAGCUUAGAGAGGUGAAGUUACUUGCCCCAAAUUCCAUAGCUAAUGAAGGGUGUGAGACAUCAUACUGCCUACAACACCCACCAGGUGGCUUUUGUCUUAGAUCCCGCUCACCAUGCAGACUACACAAGCUACGGCCGGGCCUUUGUAGGCAGUCACUUUGAAGACUAUCAGACCGCAACUGCUGCCAGCAGGCCUUUUCAGUGGGGUAGUCACUACAGAGCCCACAGUCACCCAGGACUGUCAUUUGUUGCCCAGGCUGCAGCUCAGGUGUAAGGGGGUAAGACAUGCCAGGGAGAAGUGGGGCUCACCUUGGCUUAGAAGCAUCACGCCCCAGGGCAGCCAGCGACUCCCCAGUGCCAUCGGCAUAGCUUCCAGGUCCCUGGGCAGGACGUGCCUCCUGAGUCCCGGCCCUUAGGAAGCCCCCAGGAGGAUGUGUACAGUCCAUGCGCUGCCCUCCUAGACCAGGUGCCUUACAGCCAGGGGGCAGUUCCACUAUAAGCACUGUUUCCUUGAAAUGGUCGACAUUCCAUUUUUAUCUGGUUGCCAAGGGAACAGAACCAGAAGGGUAACCAGAUGUCAUAUUCUGCAGGAGGAGAGAGGAUUUGUUACCCUUUCACUUGUGCUGCCCUAGCCUCUGGGGUCAGAAUUGAAUUUCAUUUAAGAGAAACGACAACCAAGAAACCCAGCCUAAACUUUUGAAACUAUUUCACAAAGCCAAGCUUUCUAAUAGUGACCCAGUCAUCCAAAGAAGCUGAAGCGGUCUCUGGCAGGUGAGACCACACCACUGACCCCGACAGCGCAGCCACCCAUGGAGCAGGAAGGCAUAUGGGAAAGCGGGACUGAGCACAGAGACCUCCUGAAAGCAGCUUCCCAUGCCCACCCUCAUUGCCACGACAAGGAGAAAUGUUGACUCCGGUGCUGAGGAACAUGAGGAAAGGAAAACACAGGCCCUUCAGGAGAGAAGACUCCGGCCCCACUUAGUGCUGACUCCUUCGAGAACCUCUGUGCCCUGUCCCACUCCCCACCUGCCAGCCACAUCACAGCCUGCGUUCCUGGGCUCUGCUCUGUCUUGUCCAGGCCAUGAGUCCUGAGCAGAAGUGUCCGCACCACCCUCUUUGGUGUUCUGUGGAACAGCCUAAGGCCCUUCUCUGGGCUGGGGCCCUGGUGGGCCCGGUAGACACACUGUUUCUGCCCUCAUGCGCAAUGCCAUGGCCCCUUCUCAGAAGAGGCACAGGUCACUUGUCGCUCAUCUUUACAACCAAGGCUGAAAGUGUGGAAAUCGUUCUCUGCUUGAGGGACUCCAGACACACUAUCCUCCCCCUGUCACCCCUCUGCUUUUUGCAGUCUCCUUUAACUUAAGGGCCCAAGUCACCCCAUCCCACCAGGGAAGCUCCACAGCUGGAAACCUGCAGGCCAAGUGAGAGAAUUACGUAUUUGUACUUGGCCUGCAACAACCAAAGCCGCUGAGGAUGGUUCUGGGGGCCAGCAGCCAGUAGGUCCCAGGGUAUAGGCACCAGGCCCGAGAUACCUUUGGGCUGUGGGCCAACCCUGUCAGAGGGCGGGCAGGAAUGCACCAGCCACUGGUACACAAGGGAGGAGUCAAGGCAGACUGGAGUGUUCCUGGGGCCAAAGGGCGAAGGCUGCAUCUGUCUACACCCCACCCUACCCUGAGUCCCAGAGUUUGCUCUCCUGGCAUCCUGUCCUCUCCAGCAUAAGGCUGAGCUCAGUCCCCUCCCGCACCCCAACCCCUGCGCCUCAGCUGGGGUUCCUAGGCAGUUUGCUCAGACACCCAUGCUUUUGUGGUGUCAGGGAUCCCAGCCACGGGCGCCACCCAGUGGACACUCCAGAUAAUGUGAGAAGAGCCCUAUCUAUUGCCUCCCUCUGCCCCUCAUCUUUGGGCCCACCUCACAUUCUUAAAUUUAAAUUCAAGAAGUCUUUUACCUCCGGUGCCGAGGAGGGUUGUCCGUAAGGUCACAGACAUCCAGUAAGAGGACUGAAAAGAACUGCUUGUUCCACAACACUGAAUUCACGUCUUGCCACCACCUAGCUCUUACAAAGCCUGGGGUGCUGUAAAUAACCCAGUUACACUGCAGUGCAUUUCAGUAUUUAAAAUAUCAUUUUGCAAAUGUAUUUAGUGCUUACAAUGAAAGUUUUUAUCCCCCCGGCCAAAAAAAGAUGGAACUGAUGUUCAACUCACAUAAGGUUAACAGAGCCCAGGGAAAUAUGUAAUACAAUCAUUUAAAGAGAUUUCCAGUAAGAAUGGGGAAAGAUUUGGCACUGAAAUCCGUUUGGGAAAUUUCAUGCCAAACAGCUGGUUGAUAGUGAGGCACCUGGAGAAGGAUGUUACGUUCACGUUUGUUCUCUGGUACAUGUCUCAUCUGUCAGGGCACCUCUCCUGGCCCGCUGUCAGUCUCUGCCUAAUUCAACAUGGCUUAAGUUAACAGCCUAGAAUCAGCCACAGCCCCCCUUGUACGCUUUCUGUGAGAACAGCUCAUGAUGGCAGAGUCUAGAAAGGCCUGAAGAGGACAACCCCAGAGAGCUUAGAGCUGUUACCCCAUAAUUCUUGGCAUGGAUGCAGAGGCCAGGCAUGGAUGCAGAGGCCAGGCAGAACUGGCUGCAGGGUCCCUCCCCAGAGCCUCACAGUACCACCUCGCAGGGCCUGGGGCCUCUUCCUUGCCCCCACACCACAGUCACCUUGCUCAGGUUCCCCACCCAAGCUUCUGCCUCAGUCCCGCAGGGAAACACAAAUUCAUUCCCAUCUUCAGAACCGGCUGCUCAGAAGAGGAGGUCAACCUUUGCAUCUGCCCUUGGACACCACCCUCCGCCCCGCACCCCAUCGGGGCUUGCAGAAGCAGUGGGAAAGUGCUGCCUACAUCUGCAUAAUGAAAAGCACUGUCACAGCCCCACCCACCCAAGAACAGAUUUCUGCAUUAAUAAAGACUGUGUAUCACCCAAAUCUUGGUACCUGUCAAAGAGCAGGUGACAACCCUGUCCUUCAAGAGAUGGCAAUGCUUGACCUAUUUCUCAGGGCUCUUCAGGACAGGAACCAUCUCUGCAGCCCUGGAACCAACUGCAUUCAGAUCCCUGCUCAGGGAGCCUGGGAUUGGUAACUGAGGUGGGAGGUGAGGCCCAGUGUGGGCACGAGGGCCUGGAGAGACCUGGCAGAGGGAGGAAGUGUGUCUUUAGCCCCUGGAUUCUAGGAGCUGUCAGGAAGGAGCCCACCACCAAGCUGCACGGGACAUCUGUCUACAUGGGGGUGUGGCGUCAGGGAGAAGUGUUCCUGAUCCCCUUCAUGGCCUGCCUGCUGGAGGCAUUGUCAACUCUCCUGAGCUCACAGAGGUGGCUGCACAGGCCCCGCCCACUUCCCACGGGCCUGGCUCCCCCUCCUGAGCCAAGCCCCUAAGCGCCCUGGGGAGCUGCUGGCCAGGGGUCAGGGGUCUGUGGGAGCUGAGGGCUGGCACCUCCCACGCUCCCCCAGGAACCAUCAGGACAUGAGGGUCCUAGGCCUUCCUCUUCCCCCUAUUCCCGUUUGCCCUGAAUGUCCCCACUCCAGCAGUGGUGGGCCCCAGACCCUGACUUCCUUAAGGAUCCAAUCUGAAAAGAUGCAGGCCAGCCGUACCUGCCACAGAGACUGGAGGCUGGGUGUGUGUGGGUGAGUGGAGGGGCUGGUGUGUGCACAGCUCAGGAGCAGGGUCCCUGGCCUAGUGAGAGGUGGUGGAGGACAGACCCAAGGGCCCAGCUCUGACCCUUCCUCGCCUCUGCUCCCUGGACCCAAACCAGAGGAUUUGGUCUAGACAAGCCUCCUUAUAUGUAUAUAUGCAAACGUUGUUGUUCUGUGAGGGGCCACAGCUUCCAUCAGUAUACCCAAAGCAUAAGAGCCUCUCUCUAAACCCUCUGACCCAGCCUGACCCCUUCAGAGCCUCUGCUGGGCUCACACCAGCUUCAGAGUAGGCAAGAAGCCCAGGGGGUCCGUGACUAAUCCUCAGAGCCCUGGGUUAAUGCCCCAGCCUGGGGCUUCCUGAGGGAAGACGGGCCCACUGGGGCCAAUGACAGGAUAUGGGGGCCCUUCAGAGACCCGAGUUCUGCCUCUGCCCCUCUUUGGUCGUAUCCCCUCAGUCUUCCCUUCUGUUGAAAUGGAGCAGCAGGCGCACACGCUCUGUUGGCUGGCUCAGCUCUGACUCCCCUCUUCCCUGUCCUAGGCCUUGGGUGGGCGACAGGGCCCCUCCUGCUGGCCCUCUGCCCACCCUCUCUCUCUCUGGCCCUCCUCAGCCCCUCUCAAUCUCUGAACCUCCCCGGAGCCUCGGCCCCCCCGAGUCCCCUGGGAGGCCCCGGGCCAGGCUGAGAGCCCAGGGACCUGGGAGGAACAGCCAGCAGUGAGGAAUCCUAGAAGGCCCUCCAGAGGAGGCCCCUCCACCCCCGCCAUGGAGCCCCCAGGCAAGCAGCCCCUGCGGGAGCUUCCCCCAGAAGAGCCCCCGCCUGAGGACUCGGGUGCCGAGGCAGCUCCCAGCAGGCAUGUCCUCUACGUGGGCCACCUGAACCCCCAGUUCUCCGUGCCGGUCCUCACCUGCCUGCUGAGAGACGCCCUGGAGCGGCUCGAGCUGCCGGUGGCGCGAGAGCACAUCGAGGUCGUGCGGCGGCCACGCCAGGCCUACGCGCUGGUGCAGGUGGCCACCCCCAAGGACACCCUGGCCUCCCUGACCCGGCGCCUGCACACGGCCUGGGGGCAGCACCAGAUCAUCAAGGAACUGGUGGCCCGCGGGAAGGAGCCGGUGCUGGGUGACGGCCGGGAGCCUUCAAACCGCCGAGAGGUAAGCCAGGCUGCCCCCAGCAGGCGGCCCGAGGAGGACUGUGGCCCCAGCCGCGGCCCGGUCCUGGGCUCCAGCCCUCCGCGAGCCAGGCCGGCCCAACCCCUUCCUACCCGGGCACUGGGCCUGCAACGAGUCUCCCCCAGCUGGCCCAGCGGCACGCGCUCAGACAGCGCCAUCACGCACCAGGGCAUCCUGGGCCAGGAGCGCCUGUUCCAGGGCGCCUUCCUGGGCAACGAGACACGCAACCUGGAGUUCAAGCGCGGCGGCGGCGAGUACCUGAGCCAGGCCUUCAAGCACCAUCUGCGGCGCUACGUGUGCGCCUUCCUCAACAGCGAGGGCGGCAGCCUGCUGGUGGGCGUGGAGGACAGCGGCCUGGUGCAGGGCAUCCGCUGCAGCCACCGCGACGAGGACCGCGUGCGCCUGCUGGUGGACUCCGUCCUGCAGGGCUUCCAGCCCCAGGUCUUCCCCGACGCCUACAAGCUCACCUUCAUCCCGGUGGUCAGCACCUCCACCACGGGCACCCCCCUCAAGGUGAUCCGCCUGAGCGUGCAGGCCCCCAAGGCCCAAGCUGAGCCGCAACUCUACGAGACCGACCAGGGGGAGGUGUUCCUGCGGCGGGACGGGAGCAUCCAGGGCCCGCUGUCCGUCCGCGCCAUCCAGGAGUGGUGCAGGCAGAAGUGGAUGGCCGAGCUGAGCAAGCUGGAGGACAGGCUGCAGGUGCUGACGGCCGAGAAGGAACAGCUCCAGCAGCAACUGCAGCAGCAGCAGCACCGGCCCAUCUCCUGUACCUGCUGCGUCUUGUGAGGGCCCAGCACCCCACCUGGAACAUGCAGGGCUUUCCUGCUUGACCCCAGGUCCCCCCAAUAAAACCAGUCUGGGCUGCUCAGAGGUGGACGGGAACACUGCACUUCCUGGCUCCUACGACACCGUGCACACAGGCUGGUCCCCACGUGGUGUCAGUCCUGAGCAGACCCUGGGCUGUGUAGCUAAGAAACUGCUCUUAGAAUGAGCCCUCCCCCCAAAUCCCACCCCAAGGGGCCUUACUUUCAGAAAGAACUGGGCCAGUGCACUCCCUGGGCUGGGCUGGCAGGGACUGUCCUUCUCCCUGAAAGGCUCAGGUAGCCCUGGCUGGGGUCUCUGAACUCCCAAUGGCUAGGCAGUGCCAGAAAAGGAUUUGUCUUGGGAAAGCCCCUCUGCAGAUGGAGGCACAUGGCUAACUGCAGUUACAGAGCCGUCAGACCAUCCUGCAGCCCCUCCCCUGGCUUGCUGGAAUUUGGGACUAAAAGCUCUUUAAUUACAUGCACCCAGGCCAGAAUGAUUCUUUCUAGAACAUUUGGCUGGUUGGCUGCAACUUGGCCAUGAGUCCCAUGCCCAGCCCACCUCUGUCCAAGAGACUGAGCCAGCCCUGGGCUCCUCCCCACACAGAGCUGUGAGGAAAGGAGCCUGGAUGGUUGGGGUCCAGUCCAUCUCAGCUUGAAGACCGGGUGCUGUGCUUAGUCAUGUCCAACUCUGCGGCCCCAUGGACUGUAGCGCUCC
Molecule: messenger RNA, 7070 nt
Organism: Cervus elaphus (red deer)
Lineage: Eukaryota; Metazoa; Chordata; Mammalia; Artiodactyla; Cervidae
Gene: SLFNL1
Product: schlafen like 1
Exons: 4
Coding region: 5148-6338 (396 amino acids)
Source: RefSeq, a predicted model, not a curated record